AUAAACCCCCUCAUCCUCACAAUUAUUCUAAUAACAGUUUUUCUAGGAACUAUAAUCGUCAUAAUAAGCUCACACUGGCUAAUAAUCUGAAUCGGAUUCGAAAUAAAUCUACUAGCCAUCAUCCCCAUCCUAAUAAAAAAAUACAGUCCCCGAGCCAUAGAAGCCUCCACCAAGUACUUCCUAACCCAAGCCACCGCAUCCAUACUCCUCAUAAUAGCAAUCAUCAUUAACCUUAUAUACUCAAGCCAAUGAACUAUCACAAAAGUUUUCAACCCCACAGCAUCCAUCAUCAUAACCUCAGCCCUCGCCAUAAAACUUGGACUCACACCAUUCCAUUUCUGAGUGCCCGAAGUCACACAAGGUAUCUCACUAACAUCAGGCCUCAUCCUACUCACAUGACAAAAACUAGCCCCAAUAUCAGUCCUAUACCAAAUUUCACCCUCAAUCAACCUGAACAUCUUACUAACCAUAGCCGUGCUGUCAAUCCUAGUAGGAGGCUGAGGUGGUCUCAACCAAACCCAACUACGAAAAAUUAUAGCAUACUCAUCAAUUGCUCAUAUAGGAUGAAUAACAGCUGUCUUAGUAUACAACCCAACACUGACAAUACUAAAUAUACUAAUUUACAUUACAAUAACACUCACAAUAUUCAUACUGUUUAUUCACAGCUCCUCCACCACAACACUAUCACUCUCACACACAUGAAACAAAACACCCCUAACCACCACAUUAAUCCUGAUUACCUUGCUAUCCAUAGGAGGCCUCCCCCCACUAUCAGGAUUUAUACCUAAAUGAAUAAUCAUCCAAGAACUCACCAAAAACAGCAGCAUCAUUCUCCCCACUCUAAUGGCUAUCAUGGCACUACUCAAUCUAUACUUCUACAUACGACUAACUUACUCCACCUCCCUAACUAUAUUCCCAUCCACAAACAACAUAAAAAUAAAAUGACAAUUCGAAACCAAACAAAUUACUCUCCUUCCCCCAUUAAUCAUCGCUUCCUCCCUACUCCUCCCCCUAACCCCCAUACUAUCAAUUCUAGACU
Messenger RNA from Equus quagga, 1039 nucleotides. Lineage: Eukaryota; Metazoa; Chordata; Mammalia; Perissodactyla; Equidae. The record is from the annotation of a RefSeq genome assembly.